Molecule: messenger RNA, 3399 nt
Organism: Xyrichtys novacula (pearly razorfish)
Lineage: Eukaryota; Metazoa; Chordata; Actinopteri; Labriformes; Labridae
Source: the annotation of a GenBank genome assembly
UGUGUCAGUACGCAGCUUGUUUUUUCCUUUUCAUCGCUGCUGCUGAACGUUCACAUCACUCAAACGGCCCAUUUUUAGACCCAGAAGUGAAGUUAUGGCAGUUUUGGCGUAUGAUGAUCUGUUAUUUUGUUUAAGAUUUCAGAUGUGAUUUAGUUCAUUUGUACCAUUGAAAAGCCACAGUUUCCGUUUAGAGCAGUUAGAAAAAGUUUCUUAUGUGCACUCAUUUGCUUGAGUGAAGUUCAGCAGAUGGUGUUGAGAAGCUACGUGAUGAACUUUGUAUGUGGUUUAUUGUUUGGUUUGUAGCUGCUGUUGCUGUCUUUGGUCUCUAUCAUACACUUUUAGCCGACAGAGGAAAUGAAACAAAGUCAAAACUCUUACAAUUGACUCUAUGUCGAAGAUACUGCCUCAUGCAGACAGCUUCACACCAGAAUAAUUCAAUUUUGUGAGUAAAAGAAAAUCUAAUUCGGUAAGUUUGAUUUUUAUUUCAUCACUGUUGUCAACAGUACAAAGUCAAUCUAUUUUCAGACUUGACCUGUGUGUAAUUCAAUCUUAUUGUUUCUGUUUGUUGAGUUGGUCUUAGCUCAUAUGUGACAGGCCGAUGUCACGCGGCAGCGGCCCUAAUCUUGUUCUCGAGGAACUAAAAUGUGGAUGCUUGUAUUACCUGUUCAACAGUGAUAUGUUUUAAAAGCAAACAGCAGGCUUCAACUUUUAUCAACACUACAGUUAUCACCAAAAUUUAGUUACAUGAAAGAAUAAAUUCACAUUAAUCCAAGUCAUUGAAAAACUCACCAUCAUACAUGUUCAACAGAACAGUUGUGAAGCUUGGCUGUAGAAGUGAGGUUUUAAUUUAAGAGACAGGCGUUGGCUCAGAGAUUUACUCAUCUUUUUGACAGAUAUUAAAAUUUAUACUAAUAUUUCUGAUAAAAUGAUGAAUAAAUUGCAUUACAUGCUCAUGUGAUGACAGUCUACACUGUGCUUCAACAUGGUGAUGGCUGUAAGGAUGUAUUUUGAAAAGGCAUAGACAGCAAAUAGCCUUUUAUAAUGCAUGUAGAGCACAGUUUAUUCAAAAACAAAACCCCUUUAGCACUACUAAUUUAAUUUUGCACCUCAAGAAACAUCAUCAUGAAAGUAAGUUUGAAUAAGUGAAAGCGCAAGUGAAAAACUGGAGCAAAUAAAUUCCAGUCCUGUGUAAAGUUUUAGCAAUGACCAGACAAAGUGUGUACAUUGGUGUUAGCCAAGAUGAGUUUGAAAUAUUGUAUAUUGUAUAACCAAUAUUGUAAAUUUACAAUAAAUGAUACAACAAUGGACUGAUAUAUAACUAGUCGUCUGUAGUACAACAGAAAAAUGUUGCUGAACUCUUUAUUGAGAGACACGCAUCAACUUCUCACCUUAGAGGGACUUCUACACACUUCUUUAUGGAUAUGAAAACAUAACUUGUGAUAAUUUUUUACUUCUCAAAUAGAUUUACAUUGCUUCUGUCUGUUGGUGUCUUUUGUACAUGUUAGAAAUAAACAAUUUUGAAUGUCUGUUCAAAGGUUGUACAGCCAAACUCAAAGUAGUUAGACAAUCCCGCCAAAAUGCAUCCUUAAAGCUCCUGUGAGGGGUUUGUGUGAUUUUGUGUGAUGCGGUAUUCACGCCUCUUUGGUAAUCAUAAAUGCAAACACAACCAUCAGCAUAAAGGAGUGAGUGUCUCUACUCAGUAUUUUAUGAGUUAAAUCACUGCUGUAAGGUGUAAGGUAGGAGUCAGACUGACGAAAAAACCACACACUGCAGAAACACGUUUCAUUUUCAAAAGCAAAGCGAAGUAUUUUAAUGAAGCGCAACACCACUUACACACAUUCUGGAAAAUUGUAAAAGGAGAAAAGAUGUGCAACUUUGACCGCAAGGGGCUCAAACCUUAAAUUCCCCUCAGGAGCUUUGACUCAUGUUAGAUGCUGAGACUGUCUUUUUUUCAAGAUAACUAAUUCUUCUUAUCAGUGGUGGAGGCCUAGUAACACACUCAAAACAGAGAAGUGUGUUAAAAACAAAGAAGAAAGGCAUCCAGUAGAGAUAUGAAUUUAUGGAUUUCUGUUUUAAAAUGGAGAUGAAGACAGUUCUUUAAUAUUUCGUUUGACUCCUCUGCUUAGCUGUGAUUUACAUCUCAUUUACUCUCUUUAUUGAAGAAACAUACCAGCACUGUUUAUUUUUCAUGCUUUCACUUCUUACAGAUGACUGCAGCAAGUCCACAAACAUCCCCCAACGUCACAGACAUCUCCAACGCCACCAACGACAUCUGCCGAAGGGAAAUUUUACUUGGCGUUGCUUACUGUCCCGUGUUUUUGUUUGGUCUUCUUGUCAAUGCUGCAGCUCUGUGGGCCUCAAUUGCAAAGCGGGCCUCCUGGACGGACACCCACAUCUACAUAUUGAACCUCAUUGCAACUGACUCUGCCCUCUUAGUCUUCCUUCCCUUCAGGAUCUAUGAUGCCUUCUCCCCCCUGACAAAGAGCGUCUUAUGUACCUACCUUAUCAACAUACAUUACAGCAAUAUGUACGCGAGUAUUUACACUUUUACAGCCAUCAGUGUGCAUCGGUACCUGGCUGUAAGGUUCCCCAUGCGGGCCAAAUCAUGGAGGAGGAAGAAAGUGGCUGCCUUUGUUGUUUGUUUGGCCAUCUGGGUGACUGUAGUGUCAUUGUGUCUUAUAUUCCAAGAGAACAGCCCUGACAAACUCCAAUGUUGUUUUGAACGAUGCAAAGACCAGCGCCUCACGUUCAAGUUUGCCGUCAUGCUGGUCUGUGGAGGCUUCCUUGCUCCGCUCUUGAUAAUUGUUUUCUGUACCAGUCAGAUCAUCUUUAUUCUGUUAAAGGACACCGCCAAGUCAGAGGAAAGGAAAAACACAAUCAGCAUUGUAACAGCAAACAUGGUUGUGUUCAUAAUCUGUUUCACACCCAUCCACACCAGGUUUGCUUUUCAUCUAUUUAGUGAAAAAUCUGGAACCUGGCUAUCAGAAGAAUUGUAUUUAUCCCUGUCUGAAUGGAUCGCUUCUACAAACUGCUGCUUUGAUUCUGUGAGCUACUAUUUCUUACUGAAAAGGUUUUAUACGUAAAUUAAGAAAAUAAGAAAAUGAUCUGUCAUUUAGGGAAACAAUUCUGUGUGUAUGUUCUUGGCAACAUAAAAGGCUUUUAUGUUAAUAAAGUGGACUGUAAAGGUACCUGAAUACUUUCAACAUGCUGAAUCUCUGAUAGUCAGCUGGAGGAAAUUACAAAAGUACAAAGAUUUCCUGAUUUGAUAGAAACAGAAUCAAACAUUAUUGUAGCUCUAAGUGAAAAUAAACUCAGUAAACGUUAUUCACUUUUUGGUGUCAGUUUGAGUCUGUUGUACAGCAGGGUGUUACUUUCUCUAGUUAUUGUCCUAGUUAGUGU